AUGUUUUCACAAUCAGUUCGUCGGUUUACACCGGCAAUGGUAUCUCUUCAGUCUAUCCGGGCACCCAUCACCCGGCGCUCCUUCGCCUCCACAGCCACAUUCAACACAUCUUCAUCUGCAAAGCCAAGUGCCUACAAGGAAGGGAUGAACCAAUAUCGAUCCUUCGCCGGCCCCUUUGCCAAGGUCUUCCUGGGCGGCGUGUUCGUCUACCAAGUCCUUUAUUGGACCUGGUUGAAAUUGGAGAUGGACGAGACCAAGGUGGAGAAGAAUGAGAAAGUUGCCGUGCUAGAGAAAGAGGUUCGGGAAAUUACCGAGACUAAGAAAUAA
Molecule: messenger RNA, 327 nt
Organism: Penicillium soppii
Lineage: Eukaryota; Fungi; Ascomycota; Eurotiomycetes; Eurotiales; Aspergillaceae
Exons: 3
Coding region: 1-327 (108 amino acids)
Source: RefSeq, a predicted model, not a curated record